AUGAGUCAGACCAGUCUCGUUGAAACCACAGGCGAACCGCCUCGUGCUGCGUUCGACCACCCGGGCAUCCUUCGACUAAAUCGGCCUAAUCUGUCCGAGGGAAAUUCUCCUCUCGGGCUUGAUCUUGGCCUUGGCCAGCUCUUUACCUUGACUGGGCGCUUCAUAUACGAAACGACAGCCGGCUUAUCCCUCCCAACAUAUCACAUCUCUACUCGUAACACCCAGUCUGGGAAGCCGUGGCAGCUUCAACUAAGCCACAUGCUUCCCAGCGAGGCACGUCGUGUGAGGGAAGCCGCGAGCGAUGGGUCUGAGGAACCAUUUAUACGAUAUGACGAGGACCUGACUCUCUAUGCCGGAGAAAAGCUGAACGUCCCAAUUAGUCUCGGCCGGAAGCCGCUCCUCGUUAUCAGAGGGCAGAAGAAGGGCACUGUCCAGGGCAGCGUAAUUAUGGAGAGGAGCGGCCGCUCAUACAAGUUUUGGCACAUGGUUCCGAUUAAGCACGCCUUGACGCAGGCGGAAACCCAGAGGAUGCAGGCGCUUAUGCAUAGACGCGGGUAUCGAGAUAGCGACGACUGGAAAAAGAAACUACUGCUGUAUGUGCAAGAACGUCCAGCGGCUGGUUCUGGAAAACUAGCAUGGUGUGAUGCAUCUGGAGUAGCCGUUGCCGACGAGACAGGCGACAAGCUAAAUAUUGCCGACGAGACGGAUAUCGAGAAGAGAGAUCUCAUUAUUUCCUGCUGGGCCUGCAAGAACUUCGUACUUGAUACUGCCAGCUUAGCAUAA
Molecule: messenger RNA, 783 nt
Organism: Pochonia chlamydosporia 170
Lineage: Eukaryota; Fungi; Ascomycota; Sordariomycetes; Hypocreales; Clavicipitaceae
Exons: 1
Coding region: 1-783 (260 amino acids)
Source: RefSeq, a predicted model, not a curated record